Messenger RNA from Anarrhichthys ocellatus (wolf-eel), 3026 nucleotides. RefSeq names its product solute carrier family 2 member 10 (gene slc2a10). The record is from RefSeq and is a predicted model, not a curated record. Gene Ontology annotation, biological process: circulatory system development; D-glucose transmembrane transport. The coding region runs from base 644 to 2278 and encodes 544 amino acids. Gene Ontology annotation, molecular function: D-glucose transmembrane transporter activity. The transcript is spliced from 6 exons. NCBI's taxonomy places the organism in Eukaryota, Metazoa, Chordata, Actinopteri, Perciformes, Anarhichadidae. Gene Ontology annotation, cellular component: membrane.
GUCAAAGGACUACUUUAUUUUUUAUUUCAUAAUUCCACAUUUAUUCCACAGAUAUUUUUAUUUCCAUCGUACAUUGAAAUGAAGUGGGCGUGGUUAUCUCAGAUUCAGACCGAAGCACAAGAACUAACUGGCGAGUGCGCUCAUCUAUAUUGGCUCAUAUUUACUUUUAUUUAUAUAUGUAUUGCCUCAUUUGUUGACUUCCAAAUGUAUUUCAUAGACGUAUUUAUUUCUGUAUUUAUCUUCUUCUUUUUUUACAUUAAAUGAAAUGGUAUUCCGUAGCCUACCUCAAAACUGUGGAAUCCUUCAGUAAAUGUAUUCAUUUACAAAUUGUGGUCAGUUUUGAAACACACGAACUGCUUAUUUCUUCAUUCAUAUAUGAUAUCAUUAUUAUAUGAGACCAGCUAUAAUGACAUGAUGCGGUCCUCUGAGUCUCUCUGCUGCUCUCCGUCCUGGGACAGUCAGAAGUUCCUCUCCUGUAACUUGACACCGCUGCCACGUCGCUCCGACUUCCUGAAGGGACGCAAGUUUUUCUCCAGGAGCAUCUCUUUAACUACCCGCUCUGCUGCUCACGCGGAAUUCCUCCGAGAGAUGAACGCAGACAUGCAGAGGCUGACUGAAAUGUGAAGGUAACAGGACAACAACAAUGGGUAGCUCCAUCCUCCUGUUGGCCAGCGUGGUGUCCACUCUGGGCGGCCUGGUCUUUGGUUAUGAGUUGGGCAUCAUCUCAGGCGCUCUGCUGCAGCUCAAGGCCGAGUUCGGACUCUCGUGUGUCCAGCAGGAGGCUCUGGUCAGCUCUCUGUUGAUAGGAACUCUGCUCGCCUCCAUCGUGGGCGGCUGCUUGAUCGACCACCGGGGCCGCAGGAACUCCAUCCUCCUCGGCAACGUGUUGAUCCUCACCGGCAGCCUGGUUCUGCUCAUCGGCUCCUACUCGGCACUGGUGGUGGGCAGGAUGACGGUGGGCUUCGCCAUGUGUAUAUCCUCCAUGUCCUGCUGCAUCUUUGUGUCCGAGAUAGUUACCCCGGAUCGCAGGGGCUUCCUGGUAACGCUGUAUGAAGCCGGGAUCACCGUGGGCAUCCUGGCAGCCUACGCCAUGAACUACAUCCUGGCCGACUCUAAAAGAGGGUGGAAGUGGAUGUUUGGAUUAGCCAUAGUACCGACUAUGAUUCAGUUGGUCUCUAUCUGGUUCCUCCCAUCCAGCACGAAGGAAUCUUCAAGUCCAAGUUAUUGUUUUCAAACUGAAAGCAGCCUGAUGAAUACUGUCGAAGCAGAUGACUCAAAAGUCGGCUCCAGCAUGGAAAGCAAGAAGGUUCAGUUCAACAGUAUGGACCUUUUCCAGCGCAAAGACAACAUGAGGACUCGGACCGUCAUCGGCCUCGGACUGGUGCUCUUUCAGCAGUUCACAGGCCAGCCGAAUGUCCUCCUGUACGCCUCCACCAUCUUCCACUCUGUGGGGUUUCACAGCAAUGCCUCGGCGGUGCUGGCGUCUGUGGGCUUGGGGUUCGUCAAAGUGGUCGCUACUCUGACCUCCAUGGUGUUUUCGGACCGGGUGGGGCGGAGGCCCCUGCUCAUCAGUGGAUGCUCUGUUAUGGCGCUGUGUCUGAUAACCAUCGGACUCCUCAGUGGACGUUCAUCGAUGAAUGCCAGGAGGCCUUGUGAUUCUGAGGACUUCAACGUUAACAGAACCAACCUGCCUCAUCUAACUGUUGGUAAUCGAUCCGUUUUUGAGGCGUCUUUACACGAGAGACAAAGACUCCUCGAUAACAACACACAAGAUGAAGAUGUAGUUCUCAAUGAAGUUGGACAGAAACAACCGGACAAUCCUCUGGCACCUCCUCCGAGCGCCCAUGGCACGGUUGCGAACUGGAUCAUUCUCGUGUGUAUGAUGGCUGUUGUCGGUGCAUACUCCGUUGGAUUUGGACCAAUGACCUGGCUUCUCCUGAGUGAAAUAUUUCCAGCUGCUAUCAGAGGAAGGGCAUUCGCAUUCACCAACUGCUUCAACUGGGCUGCCAACCUGUUGGUCACAUUCACUUUCUUAAAUUGUAUCGAUGCAAUCGGUCUGUCGGGGAUAUUCCUCCUGUAUGGGAUGACCGCUGUGGCCGCUGGGCUUUUCUUUUACUUCAUGCUACCAGAGACCAAAGGGAAGAGUCUGGAGGAGAUAGACAAGGAGCUGCGUUUAAACAAGUUUUACCAAGGUGAGGAGUGCUGCUGCAUAAAGAGCUGGAGAAACCCUUCCCCACAGUACCAGAGAGUGCACUGUCAAGUCAGCACCUCGGGGUGAUUUAUUAUAAGAUAUUACAGUACUGACAGGCAUAGACACCAUGUAGGCUUUAGACCAGGCUAGGCCUUCCUGUUGCACCUGGAACACGUGGUAUCUUUGUGAAACACGCUAACAAAGUGCAUUCUGUGUGACGUGACUUUUGUAAAUGAUAUUUUGGGUAUGUUCAUUUACAUUUUAACAAGGAAUUUUUUUUUUUUUUUUUUUUUUUAAAUUUAGAUUCUACAGCCAGAAAACUAAAAGCUGCUGUGCAUCAAGUGGUCUGCAGCAGUCUACAACAUGUUCUUAACUUGAUUGUAACAUUUACAGUUUUACCUUUAUCUCAUUCAGAUUUUUUCCAAGUCGAUCUCAAUACAUUGAUAUCAAUGAAUUGUACAUUUAGUCAUUGGUCUUCAUAUGUAUUCCUCAUGGCCAUACUGGCCACAAAGUAAUCCUUCCCAAUGUGCGUUCAAUGUAAAAAAAUAAAUAAAAUAAAUUGUGGCUAAAAUGUUUAGUCCUCGUUUUGUGCAAAGACGCAGUCUUUAAACGCAGACAUCGUUGUGUACUAAAAGACUAAUUUGGAAGUGGCUCCGACCAGUCUUAUGGUGCAGUGGUUUCCACAAACUGACACAUACAACCAUUCACACUCACACUAAGGUUUAGAGUCUGUAACUGUAAUUAGUGUCACAUUCUGAAGGGAUACCUUCACAUCAAGUACCAACAGGAGUAAUGAAAGCACCCAUAAUAACCACGGACGUUUGACACUAAAUAA